CGUUGACAUAAGGUACGAUGACUGCCUGGCACAGCUCAUCAAAGAGAGGGCUGUUUGUUGGAUCACCUCCCUUUAAGCAAAUAAGCACACUACAGUGGUCGAGAUUAUUCCUGGUAGUAUGGGCCCUGUUCAUGGCGGCAACGGCAGCUGUCUUCCAUUAUCAGGUUGCCGUCUUCACGGUCCUUCCGGACUCGACUCUCCGGGCUACAACCUUCGUAACAAACAAUUCCCACGAGGACGAGGGAUAUCAAAAGUAUGACUUCAAAGUUCAAAGCCAGAUGGCUCCAACAUGCUCGCCACUGAAGGCGCAAGAUAUUGACUUCACUCUUGUCACGCAACUUUCUCCUGAUCGUCUCAAACUCAUGAAACUGCACUGCGAGCGCUGGGGCAACCAUCCAAUUUCUCUAGCUGUUGCAGCUGCAAUGGAUCCAGAAAUAAUUUUGUCGACAUUAUCCGAGUAUGGUUGCAACACUGAAAUGAUUACAGUGAGCUUGCUUAACCUAUACCAGACGCUUCAUCUGCAUCGUGAAACUCUUUCCGGUGACCACUUAAACGCGCUGGUUGUCCCCGCCUUCGAGCUUAGCAAGGUUUGCGAUCCCAAAAGAGCGCCAUGUGCGGCUCACAACUUGGCCAAACUUCCGAAAACCAAGGACGCUUUAUUGAAGCUGUACGAAACUGUACGUCUUCCCAAAUUGCAUGUCGCGCAAUUUAACCGAGAUACCAAUUUUCAUGGACAUUCGAGUACGCGCUAUACAGACUGGAUAACACAACCUGCGAGGCAGCUUCUACAUAUUGAGUGUGUGACUUCCGAUCGCUACGAGCCCUACAUUGUUGUCCGUCAUUGUCAAAGCCUUCCACCGUUUCAAGAAGCAUUUGUUGGUUUUGGCCAGAACAAAAUUACAUGGAUUCAGCAAGUCCUACGAAUGGGCUACAAAUUUUAUCAAAUCGGCGAAGGCUUUGUCAUCCAUUUGCCUCAUGUAAAAUCACCUGCAUCUCAAAAGUGGUACGCCGAUAAAAGAAAAUUUAUGAGAGACAUCACCAAGUUGAAGGUACAAAAAAUAGGGAAAGCUUUCCGGUUUUGGAUGAGAAACGAAGUGCCGGAUAAUACGCAAGUGUCUGUUUGUUCACAAGGGCAACAACUACCUGGGUAA
Molecule: messenger RNA, 1151 nt
Organism: Phaeodactylum tricornutum CCAP 1055/1
Lineage: Eukaryota; Bacillariophyta; Bacillariophyceae; Surirellales; Neidiaceae
Exons: 2
Coding region: 18-1151 (377 amino acids)
Biological process (GO): protein O-linked glycosylation via mannose
Molecular function (GO): glucuronosyltransferase activity; xylosyltransferase activity
Source: RefSeq, a predicted model, not a curated record